CAAGGGUCAUCUGGGAGUGCUCCCGUGGGGGGUGGGAAGAGAGAGGCUGGCAGGAUUUAAUCUCCAGCUUCCUUCUGCAAGCGGCAUUCUCCUCGCACAUGUCCUCACCUGCCCGGCCUUGCCGCAGGGAGCUCACCUACACGUUGUGGGUGAGAAGGAGUGUGCCAGCAGGAGGAAGGCCCCAUACGCCGAAAUCUCCACUGUGAACCUUUCCUUGUUGGAUGCAUGCCUCUGUGUGCAUAUAUAUGUCUGUAUGAAUCUGACACCUGCUGUGAGUUUGUAGAGCUCACUCUCAAGUUGUUCUUACGGGUAUUAAUAUAAUGUCGGCUUGGUUUAGUCUGCAGUCCUAUCUCCCCUUGGCCUGGGAAUAAAUGCUGUUGUACCCAAUGGCAUUGACGCCUGAGCAGACGUGUAGGAUUGUGCGGUGACGAUGACUAUAGGGUAGUUUCUUAUUUAGAUUUUAUAUUAUCAUUACUUGUGAAUUGUGAGGAAGGUGGCAACUAGCUACACAUUCUAGUAAUUCCCAUAUUCAGUAAUCUUCCCAACACAGUUGAGAAAAGGUUUAUUUUUUCAUGAUGAAAGUGAGAAAGCUAUCACAGCUACAUCUGAAUUGCUGAUGAAAUGAUUUCUUAGUAUUUGCUGUUCACAGAAAAGCCUUGCCUGACUAUUUUCCUUCCCGUCUCUCUUCACUUCCCUCCGCCCACCGUGCUUUGGUGGCUCUUGGUUUCCUCUGUGCCCAGCAGAUGGAGGAUUAGUUAGUUGAAAGAACUCCCUUGGAUUCCAGCAGAAGGAAUACAGGUGUUGGAGGAUUCCAAGCACAACUAUGAUAGAGGAUAAAGGCCCAAGAGUGGUCGACUACUUUGUAGUGGCAGGACUCACUGAUACAUCAACACUUCUAGAUCAAGAAGUAAAUCGCUCUGAAACAAAGUCAGUUGGUCCAAAGGCUCCAAUCACAGAUCUUGCUAUCAUCAUCAAAUCGGCAGGUGAAACUGUUCCUGAGGGAUACACUUGUGUAGAAGCAACCCCCACAGCACUUCAGGCCAACUUGAACUAUGGUAGUCUUAAAAGUCCAGAGCUUUUUCUUUGCUACAAGAGGAGCAGGGACAAGCCGCCUCUUACUGAUGUUGGAGUUUUAUAUGAAGGGAAGGAACGUCUAAUGCCAGGCUGUGAGGUGAUCCAGGCUACUCCCUACGGUCGCUGCGCUAAUGUCAAUAACAGUUCAGCCACUUCCCAGCGAAUCUUUAUCACCUAUCGGAGGGCUCCUCCAGUACGACCCCAAAACUCCUUGGCUGUUACUGACAUCUGUGUUAUUGUCACCAGCAAGGGAGAAACCCCUCCUCAUACUUUCUGCAAAGUUGAUAAGAAUUUAAAUUGUGGCAUGUGGGGUUCCAGUGUAUACCUGUGUUAUAAAAAGUCUGUUCCAGCUUCUAACUCAAUUGCAUAUAAAGCUGGCUUAAUAUUCAGAUAUCCAGAAGAUGAUUAUGAAUCAUUCCCCUUGUCCGAAUCUGUACCUCUGUUCUGUCUUCCAAUGGGAGCUACAAUUGAAUGCUGGGACCCUCAAACCAAAUAUCCACUACCUGUGUUCUCAACAUUUGUUUUGACUGCUUCAUCUGCGGAAAAGGUAUAUGGUGCUGCUAUCCAGUUUUAUGAGCCUUAUUCACAAGAGCUGCUAACAGAAAGGCAGCAUAUGCAGCUGGGUCUCCUGACAGCUGUAGAGAGAAAAGUAGUUACUUCCAAAUCCAUAAAUUCCAACAAAUGCAUCUGCCUUCUGUCACACUGGCCUUUCUUUGAAGCUUUCCGAAAAUUCCUCAUGUUCAUCUAUAAACUCUCAGUGUCUGGACCGCAUCCACUUCCAAUUGAAAAGCACAUAUCCCACUUUAUGCAUAACAUACCCUUCCCUUCUCCUCAGAGACCAAGAAUCCUUGUGCAGCUUUCUGCACAUGAUGCAUUAAUACUGUCUCAACCAGUUUCCACACCCUUGCCGCUCAGUGGUGCAAACUUCAGCACUCUGUUAAUGAAUCUUGGACCUGAAAACUGUGCUACUUUACUCCUGUUUGUGUUGCUGGAAGGCAAGAUUCUGCUACAUUCUCUCCGUCCAGCUGUGCUGACUGGAGUAGCUGAAGCUGUGGCAGCUAUGAUCUUUCCAUUUCAGUGGCAGUGCCCCUACAUCCCCCUCUGUCCUUUGUCUCUGGCAACAGUGCUCAGUGCUCCUGUCCCAUUUAUAGUUGGAGUUGACUCACGGUACUUUGAUCUGUAUGACCCGCCACAGGAUGUUGUUUGCAUUGAUUUAGACACAAACAUGGUGUACAUAUCAGAUGAUAAGAAGAGCAUGAACUGGAAGCAACUUCCUAAGAAGCCAUGCAAAAGUCUUCUUGGCACCUUAAAGAAACUGCACCCACAGCUGGCAUUAGUUCACAGAAAGACCCAAGAAGGCUCUGCAGUCGAGAUGACACCUAUAGAAGCAGACUUUUCUUGGCAGAAAAGGAUGACACAAUUUGAAAUGGAGAUACAGGAAGCCUUUCUACGUUUCAUGGCAUCUAUUUUAAAGGGUUACAGAACAUUUCUUAAACCAAUCACACAGGCACCUUCAAAUAAAGCUACUGCAGCAGAUUCCUUGUUUGACCUUCAAGGAUUUUUAAAAAGUAGAGAUCGUGCCUAUACAAAAUUCUAUACGGUUUUAACAAGGACACAGAUAUUUAGCCGCUUCAUUGAAGAAUGCAGUUUUGUGAGUGACAAAGAUACCGGCCUGGCAUUUUUUGAUGACUGUGUGGAAAAGCUUUUUCCUGAGAAAGGAUCAGAAAAAGGAGAUAAGGUUGAUGUAGACUCUGCAGAGGAUACUCGGUUGAUUGAGCUUGAUGAGUCACAGAAGAGUGAGCACACAGUGUUCAUAAUGCCACUAGAGCCGCCCCCUGAUGAUGGACAAGACAAGCUACCAAAGUACAGCUAUAAAACCUUCCCCAGACUAGAGUUAAAACUGUUUGACAGACCACAAGAGCUCAAGCUUUCAUUCAAGAGGCACCCAGCUGGAGGCAACAUAUCAAAUAGUCCAGCACUCAUGGCAAAAAGAACAAAACAGGAGAUAAAAGCCACUCAUAAACUAGCGAAGAGAUACCAUACAAAUCCUCCACAAUGGGCCAAAUGCCUCUUCAGUCAUUGUUACAGCUUAUGGUUUAUUUGUCUCCCAGCCUAUGUUAGAGUUUCCCACCCCAAGGUCAGAGCCCUUCAGCAAGCAUAUGAUGUUCUUAUCAAAAUGAAGAAAACUGGUGUGGAGCCACUAGACGAAGUGUGCUAUAGAGUUGUAAUGCUGCUUUGUGGGCUUUGGGGACAUCCUAUUCUGGCUGUGAGAGUUCUUUUUGAAAUGAAAAAUGCUGGCAUACAACCAAAUGCAAUCACAUAUGGUUACUACAACAAGGCAGUUUUGGAGAGCCCAUGGCCCAGCAGUAAUCGCAGUGGUGUAUUUCUCUGGACAAAAGUGAGGAAUGUAGUAUACAGCAUGGCACAAUUUAGGCAAUGUCUCAGAAAAUCUGCACAUAGCUCCCAGGUCACUUCUGUUCCAGCUCCUCGGAUGGUCACAGGUGGAAGUGAUGGGGACACGGUGAGCCAUGGUAGUGUGGAUAGUUCUAAUGAUGCUAACAGUGGGGAGCACACACUCUUCGUCAGAGACUUAGUCAGGCUUGAUUCCAUUGGUAAUCACUCUAGCACAGGUGGUCAGUCAGAUCAAGGCUAUGGUUCUAAAGAUGAACUCAUAAAAGAAGAUGGAGACACUCUUCAUACGACAGAUAUGCUUAUAGAAAAAGAGCGGGUUUCGAAAGAUGAAGGCUUAAUUGGAGACUUUUGUGGUAUCACUGAGCCUGUUGAAAAACAACUUCCUAAUGCAGAAUCCCACAGCCCCGUGGAGGUGCCUCUGCAUCCUGUAAGCAGUAUCGUGAAGGUUCCCUCUGGCAUAUUUGGGAACACGGGAAGGAAGAGCAGUGGUGGAACUGUGCCUAGUGCUCUGUUCAUAGCUCAGGAUUCAGUUGAGGAUCCAGUGUUUGAUUAUAAUACUUCUCCCAAAAGAACAAAUGAAAAAGGGAAGAAAAGGCAGAAGCUUUUUUCAGAAAGAAGUUGCAGCUUCAGCACUGAAAGCAGAGCAGGGAUGUUGCUGAAGAAAAGCAGUUUGGACUUGAAUUCCAGUGAGGUAGCCAUAAUGAUGGGCGCUGAUGCAAAGAUCCUUACAGCAGCUCUGUCUGUGGCCAACACAUCACCACCUCACAUCUCUAAAUCCCACAGCGUCAGCGGUGCUGGGGGUGUGCAGUUUUUCUGUGGUGAAGAUACUGGCACGUCCUGCCUGAAUGAAAAUAUUUUGGAAGCAGAGUCUAGGUCAUCCCCUGUGCUGGAAGAGCCUGAAGAAGGACAGGAAGAGCUCCGAAUAGGACUUGAUGACAGCACAGCCAAAGCUGAAAAUAUUAUUUCCAAUCCUCUUGAUUCUACUCAGCCCCAAACUGAGCAAACAGAAUCCAGAGAGGGAGCAAAUAAAAGAAACAGUUUCUAUGGUGUAGCCAAGCCGGUUGAAAGGGAAAAUGUUCAAGUGGGUUUGGACCCUUUAUCUUUGCUGGCAACUGAGACAAUAGAGCCCAAAGCCUCUGAACCAGAAGAGAAGAUGCUGUCACCAGUUGUAGCACGCAACCUGGCAGAUGAAAUUGAAAGUUACAUGAACCUGAAAAGUCCACUGAGCAGCAAAUCUUGCAGCAUGGAGCUGCACAAGAAAGAGAACAGCCAAGAGGAAGCUUCCCCUGGUUCAUCAGUACCCUCACUGGAGAGGCGGUCCAGCUUGCCUUCGGAUUCCAUGCCUCCAUCCCAGGUUCAGAAUGUCAGUCGGAAAAGUCCAGCGGUUUCCAGGUCCAAAACCUUUACUGGAAGGCCAAAGCAACUGGCUCUUUCACGGUCCCAAAAGGAACGGUCUACAUCAUUAACAGGGUUGGGUCGUACUUCCCCCCAGGCUUCACUGGGGGCAGUAGUUACAACUCUCUCAGGUCUAAAGCUAGACCACCUGUUAUCUGGACCUAAAAUAGAUGUUCUGAAGUCUGGAAUGAAACAAGCAGCUAAUGUAGCCAGCAAGGUGUGGGGAGCUGUGUCCUCAGCAUAUAGCUACUCGGAUGACGAGGAAGAGAGCAGUCGACCAGACUUUACCUUUCCAGCUGGUUUUGAAGAUCAUAUUUUAGGUGUCAGUCAAGCACAAAAAACGAGGACCCCAGGGCUCACAACCAGUGAACUUGCACAGAGUACCACCAGUCUUGGAAGCAGCAGCAGCAGUGGAGAUGCAGGGAAGCAACAUUAUCAAACAGGUGAUGUGCAGUUCCCAAGGAGUAUGAAAGGUCUGGAUUCUGAUAAGUCUGAGCAUGGCUCUUCAUAUAAUACUAGCUUGUCCAGCAUCUUCCAGAACUGUGCAAUGGAGGUCUUAAUGUCAAGUUGUUCCCAAUGCCGAGUAUGUGGAGCACUAGUUUAUGAUGAAGAAAUUAUGGCAGGAUGGACUGCAGAUGACUCAAAUUUGAAUACGACAUGCCCAUUUUGCAAAAACACUUUCUUACCUCUUCUCAAUGUGGAAUUUAAAGACCUGCGUGGUCUUGCAAGCGUGCUUCUGAAACCAAGUUCCUCUGGUGAUAGUUUACACAGCAGUAACAUUCCAUUAACCACUGAUUCUCUGGAGCAGAAGCCUGUUUCCACCCCGGCCACUGAUUUGAUCAGUUUUUCAGAUCCCUCAAACAGCAACCAGACCAUCACUGAAGAACACAGCACCACAGCAAUGCAAAGCAUUGGUACAGCAGAAGGCAACAAGGACAUCAAACCCACAAGGCCAUCUGUUGCAAAUAACUCAUCAAAGCGAGGAACUUCUCUAACUCGGAGCCACAGUGUUGGCGGCCCACUGCAAAAUAUUGAUCUCCUGCAAAGGCCAUCACAUGGUAUUUCAACAGUCAGCCUUCCUAACAGUUUGCAGGAGGCUAUGGAUCCCUUAGCAAAAAAGGCCAAUCCUUUACCUGUGUCCGUGCCUUAUUUAAGCCCUUUGGUACUUCGGAAAGAGCUAGAAUCUUUGUUGGAGAAUGAAGGCGAACAAGUGAUCCACACCUCAACAUUCAUCAAUCAACAUCCCAUUAUUUUCUGGAAUCUUGUGUGGUAUUUCCGGCGCCUGGACCUCCCAAGUAACUUGCCAGGACUCAUUCUAACAUCAGAACACUGUAAUGAAGGUGUACAGCUUCCUCUGUCAAAUUUGUCUCAAGACAGCAAGCUAGUGUAUAUCCAGCUACUGUGGGAUAACAUUAACCUUCAUCAAGAGCCAGGGGAGCCUCUGUACAUAUCUUGGAGAAAUCUCAAUUCAACAGAGAAAAAGCCCUCCGUAAAUUCAGAAGAACAACAAGCCUUAAGCACUUUAGUUGAAAAUAUCAAAUUGCAUAUUCAACAAAAUGAAGUUAUUAAACCUAUCAAUCUCCUUGUGCAGAACAUUAAACACAAUGGGAAACGACAAAGGAGUUUUUACAGAGAAAUCCUUUUCCUAUCCCUGGUGUCCCUUGGGAGAGAGAAUAUUGACAUUGAGGCCUUUGACAACGAAUAUAGAGCUGCAUAUAAAAACCUUCCAGCAGAGGUGCUCUGUAAGUUGCAGAAGAUAGAUACUCCACCCAGUGGCAAUGUUGAGUGGUGCAGGAAAUGCUUUGGAGCACCUGUCAUCUAAACUCCACACAGCAGAAGGCCAAGAAGCCCAAAGCAGAGGACUGGGGAGAAACUGGGGAUGAAUUGAAGUUGAGCUGCUCAAUCCCAGCUAGAACUCCAGUUCAGAGUGCUCUUACUUGUGACAGUUUGUUAUUCCUUCCAGCCCUUGAAUUAGAGCAGAUUGCUAGUACAAAGAAUAUUUCGCUUUUGAACUGAAUGUUAACCUUCAACUAUAUUCUAUCUAUUUAACCCUUCUCUGUCUCAUGUCUAGAAGAGAAAAAAUUGCAUUUGAGACUGGCAUUUAUUUGAUAUCUUUCUUCUGAAGACUUGAAAUGUCAGAAUGUUUAUGUACUCUGCCUUCUAGCCCACAAGCACAUUAAAUUAAUUUCUUUAUGUAUGGAACAGUUCCUGUUUAAAGAGGGAUCUAUUUGCUGCAUGUAUAUGUACUUACAUGUUGUACAUUUGAAUUAUGAAAUACAAUCCUUUUUACUUUGGUCAAAAUACCAAACUGUAUCUUUAGUAAAUACCCAUCCUUCUUUGAAACAAUCACUGUCCUGGUCCAUUGCAAAAAUAUACCUUUGGUUUUGGCUGUUGUAAAGCUUAAUAUUUUCUCUUUUCAUAUUACUUUAAAUUUUAAACUGUACAUACAAUGUUCUUUUGUCCCAAACAAUGAUGGGUUUCAACCCUGAGUGGCUCUAAGGCAAUUGCCUUUUUGUAAAGGAAAGUGGAGAGUAAAUGAAUCUAGGGUACAUAAAAAGGUGUGAAUUAUUGACCUUAUACAUUUUUAGCCUUUGUGUAAAAGAAAAUAUAAAUAUAUGGGGCAAAGCUUGAGGUGCACUAAUGCCUCAUUCCUGCUCACCUUUCUACCCUGUGGGGCGUUUUUUGCACUGUCCAGACUGAAUACUUCUGUCAGAAAUGGAUUUGUACUCACACACUUGAAGAUAGGUUUGCUUAGAGAAAAAUGCUACUUUGAAUGUUCUUAAGAAUUAACUAUCCCAAUUGGUCUUGAGGAAUGCAUUCAUGAAUAGUCUUCCUGCUUCUGUUCAUUUUAAAGGAUGAAAUGGGCUAUGUUUGUCAAUUAACUUUGUGAAGUGAGUCCAGUAGGAGGAAUUUUGAGGAUAAUGACUAAAAAGUACCAAUUUGUUCUCAGUCAUGAAUGUAUUCUGCUCACAGUACUCUUUCACAUUUCUCUAGUGCUAGUGGAGAAGUAUCUAGUACAAAACUUGGCUGCAUUGUAAACAUUCUGCAAACAGUUUGGCGUUUCAAUUAAGCAGUGAGAAUUUUUGCACUUAUCAACAGUUUGGCACUUUAGGUUCAAAUGUCUUUUACUGUUUUGGUAAGCCACAUUUCAAAAUAUAUUUUUCUUGGAAUUUGUUUUUAAUGAGGAAGCCAUGCCCUUAGAAAGCAGUCUGAAAAUAAUAUCGCCCUUGCGUCAUUUCUACACCCCCCCCCCCCCCCCCCUUUUUCUGAAACUGAGAGGGACUAUCUUAAACUUGCCUGUAGAAUUAGUUGGUAUUUUCAUUUUUGUCUCUUAUGUCCCUUUUCCCAAAUAUAAUGAAAGCUUCAUCUACAGUAAUUUUAUGUUAAUAAAACCCUUAUGAAACACA
Messenger RNA from Varanus komodoensis (Komodo dragon), 8288 nucleotides. RefSeq names its product DENN domain containing 4C (gene DENND4C). The record is from RefSeq and is a predicted model, not a curated record. The coding region runs from base 824 to 6703 and encodes 1959 amino acids. Gene Ontology annotation, cellular component: cytoplasmic vesicle. Gene Ontology annotation, molecular function: protein binding. Lineage: Eukaryota; Metazoa; Chordata; Lepidosauria; Squamata; Varanidae. Gene Ontology annotation, biological process: regulation of Rab protein signal transduction. The transcript is spliced from 33 exons.